This is a messenger RNA of Seriola aureovittata, 6790 nucleotides long. Its product is annotated as katanin-interacting protein. The transcript is spliced from 29 exons. The record is from RefSeq and is a predicted model, not a curated record. Lineage: Eukaryota; Metazoa; Chordata; Actinopteri; Carangiformes; Carangidae. Bases 224 to 5125 code for a protein of 1633 amino acids.
CAACACGCUGGGCGCAUGAGAAAUCAGAAAAACUCCUUCAUUUUAAAGCUAAUGCCCAGCGACAUACAAUUUUGCAGGGACAGUAACCUUGGGGUUCUCAUCUGUGUCCCUCUGCAGUGGCACUCAAACACAGCACUGUUUCCAGUGCUAUUAUUGAAGCAUGAUCGGCUCUCUCAGAAAUAUGGGAUAGGGUUAUGUGAACAGCAUCAUCUGCAGCCUCACAAUGGAUAACGAGGAGAGCAAGACGUGCCAAGGAGAGAAGCUUGCCUCUGCUGUGGAUGACACUCUGGAUGAAUAUUUAAUCGCCCUCCAGCAAAAAAACAGGAUCCUAAAGCGCCUUAAAGUCAAAGAUCCCAGGGAGAUUGAGUUGGAACAGCUAGAGCAAGGUUUUUCCAUUUAUCUGAACGGAGCCAAUGCUGAAGCCAGUAAGAAACAGCCCAAGAUCUCCAUCCACAAGUCUGUCACCUCCCCAUCUGCGUGGAGGCCUGCACGUACAGCAGACGUCUGUAGAAGUGCCCACCAGUUAACUGAAGAUAGCCGUGAUCCGGAGCAAACGCACAGGAAGAGGAGCCACACUGCCCCAGGAAAGGUCCAGAGGAAAGAAUGGGUGCAGAAUUCUGUCAAAAUUCGAACAGAGGGAGGACCAAGUUUGCAGAUAUCUCCAGAAAAGCGCUACUCUGAGGAUUUUGAGCCCUAUGAAAGCGUAGACAUGGAGAGCUCCAGUCCGCGCUCUCCUCGUAGUCCCUGCUCCCCAAGGGACACACGCAAGGUGUCGCGCUCUUUCAGCUCCAGGCCUGAGAGCCAAGGAGGCCAAGCAAGCCAGGAGCACAGUGAGAAGGUGCUUCUCAACCUUGAGGAAGUGAAGGUUCUGCGUCGGAGCCUGGAGGUUAGCAUGCGGCGGAGCAACCGCGGCUCAGCGGGGGAGGAGUCAGACGAAGAGUGGGUGGAGGAGCAGAUUGAGAGGGAGGAGAGCACUGAGAGUCUGGACGAACUGGGGUUGCCUCUUUCGUCCUCCAAGUCCUCCUCUAACCCUCGGCCCAGCAGCUCCCACAGUCAUUUCGACUCAGCAAACCUCAUUGUCCUAGACUUUGGACCCUCCCCUAAAGGUCGUAAGAUUGAACGUUCUCUGUCUGCAAAAAGGAAAGAAAAUACUGAUAACUUCAUACCCACCAAGCCUAUGUUGGUGAAGAGCAAGACAUUAGAUCGGCCGCCUUCAGUUGAGAGCUGGGACGCUCAUAGGCCAAGAAGUCGCGUGGAUAGGCCCCUGUCAGCGGCCAGAAAGGCUUCCGUUGAGGAGCGAGACACAGAGGAGAUGGCGUGCAGGGUGCGCCAAGCUAUCCAGAGAGAAAACGACCCUCUGCAGAGUCCUGAGCUCUUCAGUCGCAGCACGGGCAGGGCACACCAGAUGAUAAAUGGCUUAGUGCACUACAACACCCACGACAAGAAUGACAGCAGUGUCACUUUGGCCAUGCAGAGAAUCACUCUUAUGGGCCCCAGGCAACAACAGCAACUGCUGACAGCCUUGGAGAAACUUGAAGCUGGACCCAGUUACAACAUUCCUCAGAGUGUCAAAACAGACUGUAACAAGCAGCCGAGAAGGCAGCCCUCAGCAGAGGUCACCCCCGCAUUGUAUGUUACCAUGGAGAUCCUAUCAAACUGGGGAAACGCUCUUCAGGUCGGGCUGACUGAGCUGCAGUUCUUCUGUCCCCGAAACAAGAAACUGUAUGUGUCGCCUCACGACCUCGACAUCAGGAACACUGACUACCCCGGGAAUCUGGGGGCGCUUGUCAAUGGAAAGGUGAAGACCACCAAAGAGCGUCACAUGUGGACAUGUCCAUUCCACCCUCCUAUCCAGCUCUACUUCAUCAUCAGGAACACAGAGCGCUCCCCAGACUUUGGAAUAUCCCAUAUCAAAAUCUGGAACUACAACAGAAGCCUCAGUGAGCUUGACAUUGGUGCACGGCAUAUUAAGCUGUACCUCAACAGCACGUUGGUGUUUGAAGGUGAGCUGGAGAAGGGCUGUGGCAACCAGGUCUUUGACUACAGCACCACGAUUGAUCUUCAGGAUUUCCAGGUCUCAGACUCCUUGUUUUCCAGCCCUGUGUCUUCAGGGCACAGUCUGCGAGGUGUCAGCCCACAACGCCAUGAAAACAGGAAUGGUGGAGAGGGGAGCAGCACCCAGCGACACCACAGCUCCAAUCUGCAGCCAUCAGAUGCAGCAGGUCAGGCUAUGAUAGACAUGCAAGAGAAAUCACAUACACCACUUCCACCAAUUGCUCCUUCACAAGUGGGAGUUUCAUCCUCCUCUCGCCGCUCCUCCACACAAAGAAACUCUUUUGACCUGUCUGCCUCAGAAGAACCCCUCUCUCUCAGGCAGCAGGUGGUGCAGCCAGUACCCAUGGAGCAGACUGUCACCACCCAGCCGUCCUCCUCACGGGUGGCCCCCCAAUGGCUGCAGCCCCUGAGUAGAGGAGCUCCAGAGGGCUGCGAGGCCAGCAGGGAGAGGCCCAGAUGGCUGGUGCCUCAGCAUUCUGCGGAGCCCAAAUCACCAUCAGCAUCAUCUUCUUCCAUGCUCCCGGAGCUGCCUUGUAACCCGGGUCGGGUGUGCAGAGGGAUGGAGAGGACAGUGAAUGGGGGUCAGUGGAAGGCUGACUCUCUGGACCUGAGCUGUGACCUGCUGGAGGAACUCGGGGAGCAAAAGGCAGACAGACCCAUCAGUGGACGCAGGAGCUCAUUCCGAAGCAGCGCAGUUACUGCCAGGCAGACGGAUGAUCAGCACCUCAGAGCGACAGCACUGUCAAACACAGAGGAACCACUGGCAUUGGUGAACACUUGCAGGAGGCAGAGCUCGUCUCGGGCCCAGCUGCACAAUCAGCAGGAUGACACCCUCAUGGAGUCCUGGGACUCCCUCAUUAAAUUCAACCAAUGCCAACGUGGACGCAUCUCCAACAUGGGCUUCGAAGGUGACAUCUUUGAUGAGUUCCUCCAGCGCCAGGGCCGUGGUCCACCCACAGUCCCAGUCAACCCCUCCAUGACACCUAGGAGCUCCCUUUCCGCCUUGACCACUCAGGGGGCUCUGUGUGAAGGCCCUGAUGAUGAUCCAUCCAUGGAGCGGGAAGAUGAGUUUGAAAUCCCGGUGCUGCCACAGGGUCAAAGACUGAUCAUCAACAUCUUGUCCACAUGGGGUGAUCGCCACUACGUGGGACUCAACGGCCUGGAGGUGUUCAGCUCCAGCGGAGAGCCUCUUCGACCUGCUCACAUCCGUGCCGAUCCUCCAGACAUCAACAUUCUCCCUGCAUAUGGUAAAGAUCCACGUGUUGUUACCAACUUGAUUGAUGGCGUUAAUCGCACACAGGAUGACAUGCAUCUCUGGCUAGCCCCCUUCACCACUGGUUGUAGCCACACCAUCUUCCUGGACUUCGGAGCUCCCUACCAAGUGGCCAUGAUCCGUGUAUGGAACUACAACAAGUCACGCAUCCACUCUUUCCGAGGGGUGAAAGAGGUGGAAAUGCUCCUGGAUGGCAGGUGCAUCUUCAGAGGAGAGAUUGCCAAGGCCUCAGGGACCCUGUCUGGAGGUUUGGACCAGUUUGGGGACACUAUCCUGUUCACCACUGAUGAUGACAUCCUGGAGGCUAUGUCUCGUUACGAUGAAACCUUCUUCAGUGAAGAUGAUGGUCCAGAGAGCCUGGUGUAUGAGGAGGAGCUGCAGAGACCACGCACCGCUGAUGGAGAGGGAGAGGAAAGACCCUUCACACAGGCCGGUUUCCGAGAGGAAGACCUCACUUUGAAACUCCACCUCAAUCCCACUGUGAGCCAGUCUGAGGACAACAUGGAACAUAUUCCCGGGAUGUACACCGGAAAGUGCCUUAGAUUAGAGCUGUUGUUGACUUGGGGUGACUCCCACUACAUAGGCCUGACUGGACUGGAGGUGGUGGGGAAAGAGGGAGAGAGUUUACCUUUAGACCUCAGUAUGGUGGCUGCCUCACCCAGGGACCUCAACGACCUGCCUGAGUAUGGACACGAUCUGCGCACAAUUGAUAAACUUAUUGAUGGCAACAACAUUACCACCGAGGACCAGCACAUGUGGUUGAUCCCUUUCUCCUAUGGAGAUCCCCACACCCUGAAUAUUACCUUCAACGAGGCCCAGACCAUCGCUGGACUCCGUAUCUGGAACUACAACAAGUCUCCUGAGGACUCUUACAGAGGGGUGAAGGUGAUCCAUGUGUUCAUGGACGAUGUUGCGAUCUCCCCAACGGAGGGAUUCCUGAUCAGGAAAGGACCGGGCAACUGUCACUUUGACUUUGCACAGGAGAUCCUUUUUGUAGACUUCCUCCAGACGCCCACAGACAACAAGAGUGCUGAAGACUACCAUAAAGGAAGCUCUAAGAAACAAGAGCAGGCCAGCAUGGACUAUGAAGCUCCCAUCAUGCCUUGUGGGUUCAUUUUUCAGCUGCAGCUGUUAACAACCUGGGGAGACCCGUACUACAUCGGUCUCAAUGGCCUCGAGUUUUACGACCAGAACCAUGAGAAAAUCAGUCUCAGUGACAACAACAUCGCUGCUUUCCCAGACAGUGUGAAUGUACUGGACAACGUGAGUGGUGAUGUGAGGACUCCAGAUAAAUUAGUAGAUGGAGUCAACAGUACCCAUGAUGGAAGACAUAUGUGGUUAGCCCCGGUUCUCCCUGGACUGGUGAACCGUGUGUACGUCAUCUUUGAUCAGCCAGUGACGGUGUCCAUGAUCAAACUGUGGAACUACUCGAAGACACCACAGAGAGGAGUGAAGGAGUUUGGGCUGCUGGUGGACGACCUCCUGGUGUAUAAUGGUAUCUUGGACAGUGUAAGCUACGUGGCACGAGGCAUUCUGCCUACCUGUGAUCCAGUGGUGCCCUACCACACCAUCCUGUUCACAGACAAUGCCUACAUCGCACACCGUGAGAGGAAUACUGUUAUCAGCCCCCGCGGCAGCCGACACAGCCAACAUAAUUAUGUGGAGGAUCAGGAUGUGAAGAUGACCAAUGAGAAUCAGAUAGUCCAUCACAACAAGAAGAAGCAGACAGCAGAUCCAGCUCUUCGACCUAAGACCUGCAUGACUGAUGGCGGGAAACAUGGAAAGAGGAGGUACUGACUGACAAAUAAACCGACAGAUGUGGAUUCAGUGUUCAUACAAAGUGAGCAAAACUAAAGGGGAGGAUCUAUGGCUCACUUUUUAAACCACUUUCUUGUGGGUGACUUUAAAAAAGCGCUAUCACAUUAAGACCCAAAUCGGCCACCUAGCCGUGGUUUGGCAGCGGCUCACAUGGUCCACGCUGGAGAGGACAGAGGCUGCACGGAUAACAAUGGGUUUGCGCACGCACACACACACACACACACACACACACACACACACACACACACACACACACAGGACGCCACUUUAUGGUUGGAUUUACUCCCAUUUCCGUUGCUGUGAAAACACACCCAAACAUGCAUAUUAUCUUGGAACAUGUACUAUGUCGUUGCCCCGGUUGUCCAUCCCAGUGCCAGGAUAAACCUGUGAGGCUGCAUUUUUAUCAGCCCUAUUAUUGUGCCUAGUACUAAACACUAUAUCUGUGGCUGCUACUUGUGACUUUUGUGCUGCAUAUUUAAAUGCUGCUUGUGGCGUGUAAAUACUCCAAAAAAAAAAAAAAAAAAAAAAAAAUGUAAAUAAGCUCCAAGGCCACACAAAUACACUCGCAUCAGGAUGUGGCUGAUGUUACAUUUCUUAACGAAUUUUAUCCACUUAUGAGCCUAAACGAUCGGCUCCUUGCCUAAUGGAUAUGAGAACUGACUAACACUCCCACCAGUGCACCAACCAACCAUAAUGCUAUGCAGACACUAAUUUAUAUCUUUCAAUAAUUUCUAUCUGUUGGCUAAUAUAUUUCAAAGCCUAAUGGUUUUACUUGGGGAAGUGCUUCCAAUGUUUUGACCUCUGGAAGAUUUAUAUGGAUGGUUAAAAGUGGUCCGUGAACAAGUACAUUAGUCAGAUUUUUUGUACAUUUCAAGUAAAAUACGAUGAAAACUUCUGAAUAUGUUAGCAAACUCCACACUUGAAUUUUCAGUAUAUAUUUGGCUCUACACAAUUAGGUCAGUUUUAUUUCUGCUUUACAUCAGGUAGAAAAAAACUGGUUUGCAAUCCAAGUGACCUUUUUAUUGAAGUUACUAUAAGGUGUUUUGUUUUUUGGAGGCAAACAUUUCUUGAGCCAGUGAAGCUGUUUUAGUAACUUGGUUUGAAAAAAAAAAAAAAAAAAAUCUACAUUUUCCAGUUUAGAUUUUGAGUUGAUACAGUUACAGGUAACUUCUUAUAUGCAAAUACUAUAAACUUACCUCACAUUGAGAAGAAUAAUCUUUAAAAAGGGAUAAAUAUGCUUCUACUUUCACUAUAAUACUUGGUUGUUGGUGUUAUACUAUUCAUUCAUUCAAUAUUUACUGUGCUAACUUGUUGCAUGGGAAAGGUUCCUCAGCAUUAGUGGUCUUAUAGAUACUUUUUUCUUUGGAGGAGUUUUUACUGCUUCAUUAAGCCCCAAUAUAAACUAUUUCAUACUCCUUACACUUAAUGGGAGUAAUUUUAUCUCAAAUGCAGUUUUAUGUAUUUAAUUUCUGUAUGUCCAACAGCAACAGUAGCCAUUACUCUGUAUCUCAGUCCUGCUCUGUAGGGUGGUGGCUGUUGUAUGUGUAACAUUUAGUGUUUUGAAAUAUUUAAUUAUUUUUCUAAUCUUGAUUAAAUAUGUAUAUUUGAUGUAGUUUUAUUUGACUGAAUAAAAUUUAAAUAAUA